This is a messenger RNA of Larimichthys crocea (large yellow croaker), 1753 nucleotides long. RefSeq names its product ER membrane protein complex subunit 9 (gene emc9). Lineage: Eukaryota; Metazoa; Chordata; Actinopteri; Sciaenidae. Gene Ontology annotation, cellular component: EMC complex. The record is from RefSeq and is a predicted model, not a curated record. The transcript has 6 exons. Bases 191 to 808 code for a protein of 205 amino acids.
CUUUCCUGGGGGGCGGGACUAUGAGUAGCCGUUGGUCUUUUUAGGGGGUAGCUGUCAAGAGAAACAGUUAAACGUUACAUCUGUGUUUAAAUAUUUAAAUUAAACCAGAUGAACCGACACGUUUGAUAUAAACACGCGUUUUUGUGUUCCGCUGAGUUUACUACAUUCACAUUCCUCCACAGCCGUCAUCAUGGGCGAGGUGGAGCUCUCGUGUCGGGCUUAUGUGAAGAUGUACCUGCACUCGUGCCUGUUCCCACGGUGCAGCAUCAACGGGCUGCUGUUGUCGUCCAGCCCGACAGGCGGCGCCGUGUGCGUGACAGACUGCGUGCCCCUGCUCCACUCCCACCUGCCCCUGGCUCCCAUCACUCAGCUGGCCCUCACACAGGUGGACGUGUGGUGUUCACAGACUCAGCAGAGGAUAGUGGGAUACUAUCAAGCCAACGCUUGUGUUUCAGAUAGCAGCCCGACGCCGUGCGCGCUGAAGAUCGCCGAUAAGAUUUCUGAGCAGUUCGACAACGCGGUUUUGUUAAUGCUCGACGGCAGUAAAAUGUCUCCAGACUAUCGAGUUCCUCCCAUCGUGAUGUACGAGCGCAAAGAUUCCAGAUGGAUGCUCAAAGACAAACACACGAUAAUGCUGCGACACUGGGAGGAGACUCAGGCGAUAGCCAGUCAGAUGCUGGAGUCCGGCGACCACGCGCUAUUGGUGGAUUUUGACAGCCACUUGGACGACAUAACAAAGGACUGGACCAAUCAGAAACUGAACACCAAGAUAGCGGAGCUCGCCUCGCCGGCCAACGGCAGCAUGUAGUCACCGGAGUCCAGAUUUAUUUAUGUUCUCACUCCAACGCCACCGCCGCCGUGUACUAAUGUGAUUUUUACAACCCGACACAGAGUUUAGGAAUACAUUUAAUGCAUUUUCUGACAGGAACAUAACAUAGAACAUGCAUAAAUAACAAAAUAUUUACAGUUCGGUAGAUCUUCCACCGUCCCCUCACCCCCCUCUGAAUGUGCCUUGUGGUUCAGCCCAACAAGCCGUUGAUUUAAAUGGAAAAUUAAAACCUUAAAAACACAUUUCAACACUAUUACAAAGCACCUGUGCUAUUUCCAGUCCCUUGUUAUUCCUAUGUUCAUUACAAGCUCCAGACGGGGUGGACAAAAUAACAGAAACGCAGUACAAUACAAAAGUCCUGCAGUAAACACAAACGUCAAAGCUCAAAAUGUUCGGCGUCCGUCACACCUUCAGCUGGAUUAAGGUGGCAGUCUGUGUUUAGUGUAGUUAACUUUGGACUACGUGGUACUCACAAGUGUUUUUACAGCGUUUAGCAGCACCAGAAAGUCAGGCAGCAGCUCUUUGUCUCUGCCUUUAAAAACCUCUGUUAACUCUUAUGUAGCUGCCUUUUUGUACGUUACAGUACUGUGUUCCCUGCCUGAACUGCCGGUGCGUUUGUGUUGAGGAACACCAUCAGACAGACGCAAAACUACCACCUUAAAAAAAGCCUCAGAGCCUCGACGGACGCCGGAUAUUCUGAUCCUCGGCAGACUGAGUUUACUGUGAGCUUUUCGUAUUGAAAUGUUUUGUACUUAGAUGAAAACACUAACACGAAGUCUGUCUGAGCUCCUGUUGAUUCAUUUCUGUCUCACAUGAUAACAGCGGAGGAGCAGAAGGUUGUAUUUCCCUCUCAAAGGUCCAGUGUGUUGGAUUUUGGGCGGCUCUAUUUACAGAAUAUGAAAUAAAGUUUGAAUAACUGUGUUA